Molecule: messenger RNA, 5072 nt
Organism: Varanus komodoensis (Komodo dragon)
Lineage: Eukaryota; Metazoa; Chordata; Lepidosauria; Squamata; Varanidae
Gene: KLHL20
Product: kelch like family member 20
Exons: 10
Coding region: 1295-3151 (618 amino acids)
Molecular function (GO): protein binding
Source: RefSeq, a predicted model, not a curated record
CUCGGCCAGGAAACGGAGAUGAGCACCGCCCCCGAGAGUCAGGCAUGGCUGGAUUUAAUGUCAAGGGGAAACCUUUACCUUUACCUGUAUGCAACAUAACUAUUUUUAGUUAACAUCUCUAGGAACAGAAUGGUAUGAUAGAAGUAUUUUUUUUAAAUUAAUGAUUAAAUGACAAUAAUGGUAAACAAGUUUGCCUGAAUGGCAGCUUGUCAUCCCGCGGCUGACCUUCCUCUGCCUUGAGUGCAGGAGCGUGAUGCGGGUAUUCUGACUUGCACCCCCCGUUCAAGCAGAAGGCCAGGAGGCUGCGGUGUCCUUGAGCUCUCUAGCUCAUGCCCCAGAACCCUCUGAAAAGGCCCUGAAAUGCUGGGACUCAGCUCCCUGAUGGUAGAGCCUUUUGAACUGUGGAAGGGGGAGGCCUGUGCUCAGUAACAUUUUGAAUGGGAAAACUGCCAAAAACUUUGUUGUCCCAGUCCAUUGAACAAACUUCUCAGAGAUCUUAAAAUAAUAGGGCAUAAAUUCAUGAGGAAUUAUCUGAAUUGGAAAGUAAGUGCUAUAAUACAGGAAAAUUAUUUCAAAUAGCUUUCAUGACAAAUUGUUGUGUUUAAUUGCAUUUUUAUAAUCUUGCAUUAUAUAGCAUUUUAUUACACUUAUUUUAGUGUACUUCAUUGUCCUCAGUGAUAUUGGAAUACUAAUAGGUAUUCUAGAAUUUAUUUAAAUACAGUGUGGAGUUGGAGUGGCACUGGCUAAAUUAUAGAUACAGCCAGGUGUUUCAGUGCUGAGUUGAUAGCAUAAUUAGUAUCAGUGCCUUUUGAAACAUAUGCACAGAAUAAUAUAUUCUCCUUAUAACAUGACAUUUUCUUUGCAGACUUAGCUACUCUGUAAUUUUCAUCAUUAAAAAAAGAACAAACUUCACAGGUAAUGAAUAAUGUUGACAAUAGGAAGCAAAAGCACACAGCCUUGUUUGCAGCUUGUUUCAGAAUUAAAAUGGUAAUUAGAUUCUUGUAUUCUUAAUUAGAUUAGAAACAGGACUUACUUAGAAAAAGUGACGGGUAAGUCAGACUCUCUGUUUCUUUCUGGUAGCCAUAAUUAUUUUCUAGAACUUAAACAAUGGAAAGCAGAAAUUCAUUGAAAGCUUUAAAAUACCCAGUAUUCAGUAAUAAAGGAAAAAUAGAUUUGGUGUUCAGCAAAGCUGGUGCUCUUCUUCUGCAUUUCCCCCUUCUGACUUUUGGAUAUCGGGUGCUUUUUCUUCUGGGUUUUGGAGGCCGGUCCUAUACCUUUGGUGGCCUUCAUUUGGAUGUCAGUCCUAUACCUUUGGUGGUCUUCACCAGUAUCUUGCUUUGCUAGGUGUAGCAGUAAUCGAGCAGGCGAAACCGGAAUGGAUGUAACAAGCCGCUGCACUCUUGGAGACCCCAACAAACUGCCCGAGGGAGUGCCACAACCUGCUCGCAUGCCUUACAUCUCAGACAAGCACCCUCGGCAGACACUGGAGGUCAUCAACCUGCUGCGGAAGCACCGGGAGCUGUGUGAUGUGGUGCUGGUUGUGGGGGCCAAGAAGAUCUAUGCCCACCGGGUGAUCCUGUCGGCUUGCAGCCCCUAUUUCCGAGCAAUGUUCACUGGGGAGCUUGCAGAGAGCCGGCAGACUGAGGUGGUGAUAAGAGACAUUGACGAAAGGGCCAUGGAGCUGCUGAUUGACUUUGCAUACACUUCCCAAAUCACAGUAGAAGAGGGCAAUGUCCAGACUUUACUGCCCGCUGCCUGCCUGCUCCAGCUCGCCGAGAUCCAGGAAGCCUGCUGUGAAUUCCUGAAAAGACAGCUCGAUCCUUCUAACUGUCUCGGCAUCCGAGCAUUUGCUGACACCCACUCCUGUCGGGAACUUCUGAGGAUUGCUGACAAAUUCACCCAACAUAAUUUUCAAGAAGUGAUGGAAAGCGAGGAGUUCAUGUUGCUUCCUGCCAAUCAGCUCAUUGACAUCAUAUCCAGUGACGAACUGAACGUUCGAAGCGAAGAGCAGGUGUUCAAUGCCGUGAUGGCUUGGGUGAAAUACAGCAUUCAGGAGAGGCGGCCUCAGCUCCCGCAGGUAUUGCAACAUGUCCGCUUGCCACUGCUCAGUCCAAAGUUCCUGGUAGGCACAGUUGGUUCCGAUCCACUCAUUAAAAGUGACGAGGAGUGUAGGGACCUAGUGGAUGAAGCAAAGAACUAUCUGCUGUUGCCCCAGGAGAGACCACUGAUGCAGGGACCAAGAACUCGACCACGGAAACCCAUCCGUUGUGGGGAAGUGCUUUUUGCAGUGGGCGGCUGGUGCAGCGGGGAUGCCAUUUCCAGUGUUGAGCGCUAUGACCCUCAAACGAACGAGUGGCGAAUGGUGGCCUCCAUGAGCAAACGGCGGUGUGGUGUUGGAGUCAGUGUCUUGGACGAUCUCCUUUAUGCAGUGGGAGGACAUGAUGGCUCUUCCUAUCUUAACAGCGUGGAAAGAUAUGACCCGAAGACCAAUCAGUGGAGCAGCGACGUGGCUCCCACCAGCACUUGCAGGACCAGCGUUGGAGUGGCCGUUCUCGGAGGCUACCUCUACGCUGUGGGUGGCCAGGAUGGUGUCUCCUGCCUCAACAUUGUUGAAAGGUAUGACCCGAAAGAGAACAAAUGGACCCGAGUGGCUUCCAUGAGCACUCGGCGCCUUGGGGUGGCGGUGGCAGUGCUGGGAGGCUUCCUUUAUGCUGUCGGAGGCUCUGACGGGACGUCACCCUUGAACACAGUGGAGCGCUACAACCCUCAGGAGAACCGCUGGCACACAAUUGCACCUAUGGGCACCCGGCGAAAGCACCUAGGUUGCGCAGUGUAUCAAGACAUGAUCUAUGCUGUGGGAGGCAGAGACGACACUACAGAACUUAGCAGUGCUGAGCGAUACAACCCCAGAACCAACCAGUGGUCUCCUGUGGUAGCCAUGACAUCACGGCGUAGUGGGGUUGGUCUCGCGGUGGUGAAUGGACAGCUAAUGGCUGUGGGAGGCUUUGACGGCACAACGUAUUUGAAGACCAUCGAGGUGUUUGACCCGGAUGCCAACACAUGGAGACUGUAUGGAGGAAUGAACUAUCGUCGGCUUGGAGGCGGUGUUGGAGUUAUCAAAAUGACACAUUGCGAGUCCCAUAUAUGGUAAAAAGCCAAUGGGAGAAAUCCUAUGUUCAUUCCUAUUGAAACUGGCUAGCUUGGUGAGUUCCGAGCCCUCAGAGGCUCUAGUAAACUGAGAUCACACUUGUAUUCUUCGCUGGUGCCUCUUCCUAUGGGACUAUAAUGAUGUUGCAAGCAUAUUUCCCCUCCUCUACUUCAGCUGCAGAAGACCACGGAUAACCUCCAGAAAACUACCUGGAACAUACACAGUUUUCCUUGUCUGUCACCCCAUAGCAAUUUUAUUGUCUUUUCAAGCAAACUGGAAUUCAGUGUUACUCUAAGCAAUGACAUCAGACCUCAAGGUGUACAUUGGUUCUGUCAGAGGAGCCCACUGAGAGGUGGACAACAAGGUAUUUGCUCAAUUGAAAGAAACACGUUUCUCUGAAUCUGGACUUCUUUAGAGAAUAUAAUCCAGCAGGAUCAUUUUCUGCACUUGCCUCAUUCAAACGACUGCAAGUCAUGUAGAGCCCACUCAUUUCCAAACAGCUUGGGCAGCAGAAGUGUUGGAUUUUGCUUAAAUAUAACUUGACACCACUGACACUUUGGACACACUUUUCUGUAUGCUGAGAUUUGCUCCACUUAAUUUGUACCAUAUAUUUUUGAUACCAUGAUAAAAUGUUGUAAUUUUUUCCCACUUAAUAUUUUGACCCGCGACCACACUACUUUCUAGAUGGAAGCUGUUUGUGAGGUUUGGUCUGUAGCUAAGAGCUUUGAAAAAGUACAGAGUAGUCCAAUGUGUUCUUGGAAGAAGUGCAGUAUGAGCAAAGGUGUAAAAUCCAUAGCACUCUUCAGUCACUGCAACAAGGACUAGACAUGCAAGAAACUUUGGAUGCAGCCUACCAGAAUGUUCUUCAGCACAAGCGUCUCUGAGCUGACAGGGAGCAAUGCAAAAGCAUAGCGAUACUCAUGCCCUGUUCCUAUUCAGUUCAGCAGGACUUGCUUAGCAGAACCUGCUUGUGGAUUGUGUCUUUCCUGUCGCUUUUGGGCUCACAAAUGGCAUAUGCUUUGUACUUCUCCACUUCGUUAUAGCGGGAGCAUGAACUAGUUUUAUUCUAGUACAGCCGCACAAAUCUGAACUGUAGUCUUACAGUUGCUUGGAUUAAAGGAGGAAGUCCUCUGUUAAAAGCAGUACAUUGUUUUUUUCUUUAAGUAAUAGGUCCUUCAGAGCACUUGCCUUAGGUGAUGUUCUUGGUCUGAAAGGUGUCUAAAUUUCUGGAUUCCAAGGCAUAAUGAGGACAAGUUUAGGAUUAGUUAGGUUUACAAUAUGAACAUUGUGACUUUGUUUGGACUACCACCUCAACCCAUAAAGCAUCGUUCCAUUUCCCUUGAGAAAGCUAAGCCGGUUAUCAGGUCUGCAGCCUUACAAGCUCAAUGGGUUGUAAACGCAAAAGGUUUUUCACCGAGAUGCUGCUGUUGCAUCUGAAUUAGUGGGUUUAAAGGGAAAGAGCAACUAUGCAUGUCCCAACUGGUUGAAUGCAGGACAUCAUUUAUGGUUUCUGACUGUUCACAAAUCUGGUCCUGUGGUCCCUCCCAAGCAGGCACCAGAAAGGGGAGCUACUGUGCUGCUUUGGGCUUGGUGGGCAACAUGCUUUGAAAAAAGGAAUGCACAUGAAACUGUUGUGUCACCAUCUCCUUUCUUAAGAAGUAGCUUUGUUUAGGAAAUUCAUCUUCAGUGUCAUUGGGUAGAUUUGGGGGAAACAGAGUCAACACAAAUGGAUUGUCAGGAAACACUACAAAGGUGAUCAGCCCUUUUGCCCCGAAGGUUGGCAUUCUUGUGUUUACAUUUUGAACAUUUGCACCUUUACAAAGAAAAAGUAUUCUGUAAACAAUUGUUUACAUAUCAUUUAUGCUUUUUCUAGCAUGUUAACUUGUAUAAAUAGUGUUACCUUAAUAAAAUCUUAAUGAGUGUU